AUGUCAAAAUCUAUAUCGUCUGCUACUAAUAGCAGUGAGGAAAUAUCAAUAUCAAAGAAACAACAAGAUCAUCUCAUAUAUGAAACAACAUCUUAUGGUGUCAAUGAAGUUUAUACGAUAGAUCCUGAAGCUAACAUCAGAGAAGAUCUAACGAGAGCUUUAAAGCCUCGUCAUAUCAAUAUGAUCUCUAUUGCAGGUAUUAUCGGUACAGGUCUAUAUCUAUCAACUUCCACUUCUCUGCAUAAAGGUGGUCCAGCUUCUCUUUUCAUAAAUUAUUCCCUUAUAGGUGGUAUAGUUUACUUAACUCUAUUAUGUCUAGCAGAAAUGUCUACUUACAUGCCAAUUAGUGGUUCUUUCUGUACAUAUGCAAAGAAAUUUGGUUCCGACUCUUUCGCUAUGGCUCUAAUGUGGAAUUAUUGGUUUAAUGACGCUGUCUCUGUCGCAAGUGAUUUAACCGCUUUACAAUUAGUAAUGGACUAUUGGAACACUGAUUCAAACCAUUUCCCUUACUGGGCUGCUUCCCUAAUCUUUUGGUUCUUUGUAUUGUCUCUAAACGUCAUUCAUGUCAGAUUCUAUGGAGAGGCAGAAUAUUGGUUAGCAAUGUUAAAAGUUAUUGCAAUCAUUAUCUUCUUUAUCAUGUCUAUCAUCGUCAAUGUAGGUCAUAACCCUCAGCAUGAAUACAUCGGUUUCAAAAAUUGGACCGUAGGUGAAGCUCCUUUUGUAGAUGGCUUCAAAGGUUUUGCAUCUCUUUUCGUCAGUGCAAGUUUCGCUUACGGUGGUACUGAAUCAAUCACUCUAACAAGUGGUGAAUCCGAUAAUCCAUUGAGAAAUACUCCAAAAAUCGUCAAAACUGUCUUUUGGAGAAUCCUUUUCUUCUACAUCGGUACAACUUUCUUCAUUGCAAUGAAUGUUCCAUAUAACUAUCCAGGCCUUUCAUCAGGCUCCGUUGUUACUUCUCCAUUCACCAUCGUUUUCAAAAUGGCUGGUACUGCUGGCGCAGGUUCCUUCAUGAACGCAGUCAUCAUGACUAGUGUCAUCAGUGCUUGUAAUCACGCCCUAUUUGCUGGUAGUCGUAUCAUGUACAAUAUGGGUCUAGAAGGUUACUUACCAAAAAGCAUCGUCUCAAGAACUAAUAGAUACAAAGUUCCAUACGUCGCAGUCCUCAUCACUUGGGCAGUCGGUGGUCUAUGUUUCGGUGCUUCAUUCAUUGGCGCAGGUACAUUAUGGACUUGGUUACAAAAUAUCGUCGGUGUCUCAAAUCAAUUAGCUUGGUUAUGUAUCGCAAUCACUUCAAUUAGAUUUAGACAAGGUCUUGAAGCCCAAAAUAAGACUCACGAACUGAAAUUCAAAAAUUGGACUUACCCAUUCGGUCCAUAUUUCCUAGUCGUUGCAGUCACUUUCAUUAUCCUCGUACAAGGUUGGUCAUCAUUCGCUCCAUGGAACGUAUCAAAUUUCUUCUCAGUUUACAUCGAAUUAUUCGUUUUCCCAUUCUGUUUCAUCAUAUGGUGGCUCUAUAAAAGGGAUCCCUUCGUUAAAUGUAAAGAUAUGGAUUUCGUCACCGAUAAGUACGUCCCAUCCCAAGAAAUUAUCGAAUUAAAUGAAAAAUUAGACAACUUGAAAGGUUGGAAAAGAGUUAGGCAGUUCAGUAGUGACUAUCUCAUUUGA
Molecule: messenger RNA, 1665 nt
Organism: Kazachstania africana CBS 2517
Lineage: Eukaryota; Fungi; Ascomycota; Saccharomycetes; Saccharomycetales; Saccharomycetaceae
Exons: 1
Coding region: 1-1665 (554 amino acids)
Biological process (GO): amino acid transmembrane transport
Cellular component (GO): membrane
Molecular function (GO): amino acid transmembrane transporter activity
Source: RefSeq, a predicted model, not a curated record